CAUGAGCCUCCACCCAUCUGUCAUGGCGCUCUCUAUAAACAUUUUCCGGUCUGUGUGACCAGCUUUACAGGAUUCAAAGUUUCUCCUUCCGAAGGGGCAUUUAUUUCACGACACUUGACCGUUUGGGAGAUUCUCCUCUUACCUCAGCAGCAAUCAUGUCGUCGGACACGAAAACGUUCUCCAACCCCGAGACGCCUGGUUACGUCGGUUUUGCGAACCUUCCAAAUCAAGUUCACCGGAAGUCUGUGAAGAAAGGAUUCGAGUUCACUUUGAUGGUUGUCGGAGAAAGUGGGCUCGGUAAAUCGACGCUAGUCAACAGCCUCUUUCUAACGGAUCUGUACCCUGAACGAAAUCUUCCAGAUGCCAGUGCGAAAGUGAAGCAAACUGUGAGUCUCGAUGCAUCAACUGUUGAAAUCGAAGAGCGCGGAGUAAAGUUACGGCUCACAGUAGUAGACACACCUGGUUUCGGAGAUGCCAUCGACAACACGGACUGCUUCAAGUCCAUCAUCCAAUACAUCGAAGACCAGUUUGAAAGAUUCUUGUGUGACGAGAGUGGACUCAACAGGCGUAACAUUACGGACAAUCGUGUCCACUGUUGUUUCUAUUUCAUUUCGCCUUUUGGCCAUGGUCUCAAGCCACUGGACAUCCAGUUCAUGAAGAUGCUUCACAACAAGGUCAACAUAGUUCCUGUAAUUGCCAAAGCAGAUGCCUUGACAAAGAAAGAAGUGAUGAAUCUCAAGAGGCGGAUAAUGCACGAGAUUCAUGAAAAUGGCAUUCGGCUGUACCCUCUUCCGGACUGUGAUUCUGAUGAAGAUGAAGAAUACAAAGAACAAGUCAAACAACUCAAGGAGUCCGUGCCUUUUGCAGUCAGUUCCUCUGUACAGUUGAUAGAAGUUAAAGGCCGAAAAGUCCGAGGACGCCUUUACCCAUGGGGCGUUGUAGAGGUGGAGAACCCUGAACAUGGAGAUUUCAUAAAGCUCAGGACCAUGCUUAUAACCCACAUGCAAGACUUGCAGGAAGUGACACAGGAGUUACACUACGAGAACUAUCGCUCCGAGCGCUUGGCUGGCAAGGCUCCUCCAGCAACAACGAAGAAGCCCACAGUGCUUGCAUCUGAGGAGAAGCUUUCGGAGAAGGACAGGAUUCUGCAGGAGAAAGAAGCUGAGCUGAAGAGAAUGCAGGAAAUGCUAAAAAAGAUGCAGGAACAAAUGCAGCAAGGAACAACCAAUGGCACAGAGCACCAGACUAAAGUUUAGCUGGCGCCACUCUUGCAGCAUUUUUAUACGCUCUCACAUGUUCUGACUGCCUUUUUUUUUUCUACCAGAUUCUCUUCAUCUGCCAACUGCGAGGACUACAUGUGCCCCUUUGCAGAGAAAAAGCUUCUCAGUCUGUUCUACACAUGAGUGCCUUGUUCUUAUAGAUUACCAACCAGGAAGUACCAGCAUAUGUACUAUUUUGUACUAUUUUUGAUUUUUUUAUGAAACUUUUAAGACUGAUGUACUCCAAUUGCUUUACAGGAAAGACUUUUGUAUGAAUAAAUAGGUGUUUAUAACACUUGCAUUGCA
This is a messenger RNA of Rhipicephalus microplus (southern cattle tick), 1565 nucleotides long. It is a transcript of the gene Septin1, whose product is annotated as Septin 1. The record is from RefSeq and is a predicted model, not a curated record. Gene Ontology annotation, molecular function: GTP binding. NCBI's taxonomy places the organism in Eukaryota, Metazoa, Arthropoda, Arachnida, Ixodida, Ixodidae.